AUGGAUGCCUUCUCUCGCUUCAGCCCUGUCCUCUUUGCCCUGGUUCUCCAAGCUGCACGAACGGGCUCUGUGGAAGGGGCCGCCCGCCAGGACCUCAUCCGCCAAGUGGGAGAGACGGCCACUUUCCCGCUGGAGGUUCCGGAGGCGUUCAACAUCUCCAAUCUCAUUUGGAGAUCUUCCUCAAGGGGUCCUAUGCAAGCGGUGGCAUCAUGGGCGCCAGAGAGUACCAUAAAUGUUCUGGGUACAAAUUAUGUCAGAAGAGUAACCUUCCUUGAAGAGAGCUGGACCUUAGAAAUCCACAAUCUGAGCAAAGCGGACGGGGGCUACUAUGUAGUGGUAGAGCCCCAGGACGAUUCUGAUAUUACACUACAGGAAUACCUCCUGGUUGUAUUCGACAUCACCGUCAAAGAAAGCAGUUCAGCAAACGGGAGCUGCAGCCUCAGCUUGCGGUGCGAGGCGGGCUCGGGGGCCUGGACCCAGGUGAAGUACAGCUGGAGUCCCAGGGGUCCAGAAGACCAGGGCUCGACCCUCAACCUCACCCUGCAUCCUGACGAUAAGAAGACACAAUACACUUGUACGGCAACAGCUCUUGGCACUCAGCACUCUGUCUCCAUUACUCCCUACAAGCACUGCCCUGCAUCCUCCAGAGCUGCAGGCCUCCGGGCGCCCGCCUCCAUCGCCCAAGCCGCCUGCGGGCUGGCCCUGCUGCUGCUGCUGCUGCCGCCGCUGCUGUGA
This is a messenger RNA of Euleptes europaea (tarantolino), 735 nucleotides long. RefSeq names its product SLAM family member 9 (gene SLAMF9). Gene Ontology annotation, biological process: T cell activation. NCBI's taxonomy places the organism in Eukaryota, Metazoa, Chordata, Lepidosauria, Squamata, Sphaerodactylidae. The transcript has 4 exons. The coding region runs from base 1 to 735 and encodes 244 amino acids. Gene Ontology annotation, cellular component: external side of plasma membrane. The record is from RefSeq and is a predicted model, not a curated record.